CUCAACCCCUGUGUCCGGCCCAAUAGAAGAGGCGCCAUGGCCCCCAAACUCUUCGCCGUCCUGUGUCUGGGUGAGUCCUGGAAGGGAAAGGAGGGCAGGGUUGGGAUGGAAAAUGCUCUCUUGAAGAACUGGCCUCUGUAUAACCCAGGACUGGGCGCGGGAAGCCAGGUUCAUCCACCCUCUGAAUCCAGGCUGAGCUGACAAACCGUUACAAGGAGGGCAGGAAUCACGUGCAGACGCCAUUGCUUGUUGUUUUGUUUCUUCCCCAGGACUGUGCCUGGGCCAGAAGAUCUACACACGGGUGGGUGAGUCCUGUCCCAGUCCCAGGCGCCGCGGUGGCCAAGCACAAAGUGUUCUCCAGGCAGGGAGGGUGGACACGAAGCCAGGCCGACGCGGAUGACGUGGGGAGGGCUUUGCCGUGAGCCCCGGAAACACAGGAAGGGGGGUCCUGGGGAGACCCCAGGCUCCAUCUUGUUCUAGAAACCCCCUGUAGGCAGCCCCUCGGCUCAGCCAGUCUCCUGAAGGAGCCUGUGGUGUUCAGAAUCCGGGUGUCUGGGGCGGGUUUGGGCACCCUCUGUCGGGAGGCAGGGACCCGGUGCCCGGCACUUGUGUUGGGAAUUGUUUAAACCAGUUGACAUGGUUCUGUGUUGCUUGUAUCUGGUCAGUUUCCUCCUUCUCUUCCAUGCACAGAUGUGUGUUGUAGACAAAAGUUAGGAGGAACCUGGCUCAAUGUUGUAUCAUCAUGCCCAGUAGAACACUAUUCCAGGAAGACCUUCCAUGUCCACUCUGGGGUGGGCCGGGUCCCUGUCCCACCACCAGGUACCCAGGGCAUCAGGGGCUUCAUGUUACAGGGCAAAGCAGAACAGUGGGAAGAAGGAAAGCCCCCAAGGACAGUGGCGGGUGGGGGGCUCCACACUCCCCUCUCUAGGCUGCGCCUCCUCCUCUUCCAGGUGCUCUGUACAAACUCUCCCUGUCAGCCCGGCCGAGCCCUGUGGUUCCCCAGGGAGGACGUGUGACUCUCUCCUGUGAUUCUCAUCUUCGGUUUGUCACAUUCAAAAUAUACAAAACAUCUGGGACCCAGGACCGUGAGCUGCACACUGGCCGUUCCAAUGACUUCACCAUCAACCCUGUGACCCCAGGACAUGCAGGGACCUACAGAUGUUCUGGAUCUUUCAGCCGCACCUCACAGUGGUCAGCUGUGCACAGCAACUCCCUGAUGCUAUUGGUCACAGGUGCAUUCACAAAACCUUCCAUCUCAGCCCACCCAAGCUCCCUGGUGGCUGCGGGAGUUAGGGUGACCGUGAGCUGUCACUCGGAGCUGGCAUUUGAUGAGUUUAUCUUAUACAAAGAUGGGCACACACAGCAUUCCCAGGAACUUGACACGAGGUUGGAGGCUGGGACUUACUACGUCAAGGCUGUCUUUUGCCUGGGUCCUGUCACGCCGGCCCAGGCAGGAGCCUACAGAUGCUGUGGUUCUUUCAGUCACUCCCGCUAUGAGUGCUCGGCUCCCAGCGACCCCCUGGAGAUUGUGAUCACAGGAAAACACAAAAAGCCUUCUCUCUCCACCCAGGAGGACCCCAGGAUGGGGAGUGGAGAGAACGUGACGUUAUUCUGCAUCUCUGAAAUCUCAUUUGACCGGUACCAUCUGUGGAGAGAGGGGGCUCCUUAUGGCCAGUGGCUCAGUGGAGGUCAGGGACACAGGGGAGCAUUCCAGGCCAACUUUUCUGUGGGCCUCGCAACGCCAGCCCAUGGAGGGACCUAUAGAUGCUACGGUUCUUUCAAUGCCUCCCCCUAUGAGUGGUCGGCCCCCAGUGAGCCCCUGCACCUUUCUGUCACAGGAGACCCUAAGAGUACUCCUCUGUUGAUCAUGGAAUCCACCCCUAAAUCUGACACGCUCCUUCCUCAAGGACAGUCCAGCAACCUGGGUAUCCUCAUUGGGCUCUCAGUAGCGGUCAUCUCCAUCGGCAUUUGCCUCUCUGCUUUCACUGGUUACUGGUGUUCCGUAAAACAUCACACCCCCAUGGCCAACACAGAGCCCAUGGAAGGCCAACAGACGGAUGAAGAGGACCCUGCAGGAGAAGCAGCACAGGAGAUGGUGUAUUCCCAGUUAAACCAGCACACCCUCUCUCAGAGAGGAGUCACUCCCACCCUCCCGUGUACCGAGUACCUCUCGGAGGAGCCCAGUAUCUACACCGCCGUCCACCAAGCCUAGGCGGGGGCCAGAGCUGCCCUCAGUCUUUGAGCACAAGGGGCAUUCAUGACCAAGGACCUGGAUCUAUUCCCAGGAGGAUUUUUUUUUUUUUGAGAUGGGGUUUCGCUCUUGUUACCCAGGCUGGAGUGCAAUGGCGUGAUCUCGGCUCACUGCAACCUCCACCUCCUGGGUUCAGGCAAUUCUCCUGCCUCAGCCUCCUGAGUAGCUGGGAUUACAGGCACGCGCCACCACGCCCAGCUAAUUUUUUGUAUUUUUAGUAGAGAUGGGGUUUCACCUCAUUGACCAGGAUGGUCUUGAUCUCUCGACCUCGUGGUCCACCCGCCUCGGCCUCCCAAAGUGCUGGGAUUACAGGCUUGAGCCACCAUGCCCAGCCCCUAGGAGGAUUUUUUCCGUGGACAUUCCUCCUCCUUCUGGUCCUAUCUUGAUACCUCCAAGCUGGCAACAGCACAGUCUGAAUGCCUGUGGGAUGAUCUCAGAAUUCCAGCACUGCUUCGCAGACAGCUAGCCAUUCUGUGAUUCUAUUUUGAGCAUCCAGCCAUUUAAGGUGAUUUGACUCUACCCACCCUCUCAUUCUGGACAUCUCCCUAAUGUCACCUGACUUAUUCUGAAACUCCGCAGACAUGCUUCUAGAAAGCUGAUGCAUACCCUCAGCCAGUUUAGUCUCUAAAUUACUCAGUAAGUUUAUUUUAAAAAUUUUUUGGACGUAUUUACUGCUUUUAUUGCAAUGUGAUUUUUUUGGAUUAUGUUAUCACAGUCUUUUUUUUAUUGUACUGUAAGUUCUGGGGUACAUGUGCAUAUUUUUGCAGGAUUGUUGCAUAGGUACACACUUGCCAUCGUGGUUUGCUGCCUCCAUCCCCCCAUCACCCCCAUCAGGCAUUAGUUCCGGGGCACGUGUGCAGGAUAUGCAGGUUUGUUACACAGGCAAACGUGUGCCGUGGUGGUUCACUGCAUCUAUCAAUCCGUCCCCUAGGUAUUAAGCCCAGCAUGCAUUUGUUCUUUUCUCUAAUGCUCUCUGCACCCCCUGCCCUCCUCUGACAGGCCCUAGUGAGUGUCGUUCCCCUCCCUGUGUCCAUGUGGUCUCACUGGUCAGCUCCCGCGUCUAAGUGAAAACAUGCAGUGUCUGGUUUUUUUGUUCCUGCGCUGGUUUCCGUGUCUCUGCAGAUGACAUGAUUUCAUCCUUUUCAUGACUGCGUAGUAUUCAGUGCAGUGCGUGUAGCACAUGACUUUAUCCAGUCUAUCAUCGAUGGGCAUUUGGGUUGAUUCCAUGUCUUUGCUAUUACUCAAUACAAUUUUGCCGAUUUGAAGUGUGUUCUAUAUCUGAGUCACCUAAUAUGGUAGCCGCUUGUCAAAUAUGGCUUUUUCACUUAGAAUAGAUCAAAUUACAUGAAGUUUAAAAUUCAAUUCCUCAGCCACAGGGCCACAAUUUCAGCUCUCAGAGCCACGCAUGGCUGCUGGCUGUCAGAAGAGCAUGAAUAAGAAUGUUUUCUUUGUCAGAGGAAGUUCUGGCUGUUGCAGAUGAAAGGUCCAAACUUGAAGAGGCAGAGUGUAUUUUCUCAUGGAGUGCAGCCUCCUGGAAGAGCCCUAGUGUCAGGAAAUGAUAAUAUUUAACAUCUAUUGUGAGAUCGUCUUUAUCUAAUGAAAUGCGGGGAACAAGCAGAAUUCUCCCCUGGAGUGUCUUGUCAUCUCUUAUCUUCGUGCAAAUUUCUGCCAUAGAGAUUUUCUCCCAAACUCUGAGAAGGUCACCUCCUGUUUGUCCCUUUUCUCGUCCCCUGGUUUCACAUGGAGAGAAAGCACGCAUCCUUUCUCAGCACAGAAUAUUGUCUGGAAGCUGCUUUCUGAUGACCUCUAUAUCUGAGCCUUUAUUCUGCUCCUUUCUACCUGAAUUGGCACCUGCCCAGAGCAAUUCACAAACUGCUGCCCACGACCAGCUGUAGGUAGCCAACCGGUGCAUGUGCUCCUUCACCGGGGAAUCCUCACCAUUUCGUGAGCGUCUCAAUGCAGACAUCCACCUCCAUACACACGUCUUCAUCUCACAGGCUGAGCAAAGAGGCUGAUCAGCCCACAGUGUCUGUGCCCAGUAGGGUGAGUGUUUAUUGCCCGAUCCCCACUGGUCUUUUAUGCAUGGACUGUGAACUUUUGGAGGCAGGACUGAGUUUGAUUAACCUCUGGGACUCAAGCCACCUUCCAAGGAUCCUGCCCAUAGGAAGUAUCAGCAACUCCAGUCUGGUGAGUGAUGAGGACACCCAACCCUUCCAGAGAGAAGAGCAUGGAGCAAACAUCAGAGAUCCUCUAAUGUUACCCAGAAACAGUUUCUCUGUCUCCCUGGGUCAAAGGGGGAUUGUGCUUCCUCCACUGUCUGGGAUAUGUGGACUAAGGGACAAAUGCUGGUUAGCGGGUGUGAGGGGGAAUGGCAGGCACACUCCCAGCCUGGCUAUCUUCUGCACAUAUUGACCCAUCCCGUAAGUUCCUCCCCCCCACUCCCCACCCCCACAACAGGCGUUGUGUGGGGUCCCUGUGUUUACGUGUUCUCGUUGUUCAACUUCCGUUUAUGAGUGAGAACAUGAGGUGUUUGCUUUCUGUUCCUGUGUUACUUUGCUGAGAACGAUGGCUUCCAGCUUCAGUUUUAACAUGUUUUUAAGGCUUGGUCGCCUGCAAGACCCAUGAGUAGAUAUGGGGUCUCACCCUGUUGGCCAGGCUGGUCUCGGACUCCUGGCCUCAGGUGACACACCUGCCUGGCAUCCCAGGCUGGUCUCAACUGUGGGGCAACUGGGGUUGUCGAACCAGGUUAACUGCAGAUGCUUCCUGCAGACCCUGCACACCUGACAUCUUCAUACCUGCGUGUCCAUUCAGGGAUGAUGUGGUGGGUGCUCGUCCUCCAGUCGAGGGCACUGACAAGCUUGGGGCAGCAGCACCAGUCAGCUUCUAUCCUGUCACGUGAGAAGCCACACUUGGAGAUCCGAGUGUACCGGGGCCUCUGUUGUUUCCCAGGACAACCUCAGCACCCUUCCCGAGCAGCCCCUCGGACAUUCAUCCUGCAGUCCAGGCUCUCGUUCUGUCUCUGGGUCGUGGGCGUGGGAUAGGGCACAGGCUGCCUUUGAAUCACUUCACAGGACAGACGAGUCUCCUGUUCUGUUUCCGGCCACCACGCUGCUCUGUGAUCUAGGGAUUCUCUGUCAGCAUCUCUUCCAGUGGGUCCAGUCUGGAGCGUAAGGGAUUCAGAGCACACAGAGGUGACCACGGGCCUGGUGCAUCCAAGCACUUCCCUGCCAGGGGGACGCGCAGAGCGUUUCCCACGCUGAGGAGCAGCCAUUCAAGACCACUGGGUCGCAGCUGGAGGCCUGUGAUGCAGCCGGGCAUCUGUUUCCAACAUCCACCAACUCAGUAAAGACAAGUCAGGACAGUUACCUUUAUUUUAUAUUGAACGUUUGAGGCUUACUAGCUUGCAUUUUUUUUUUAAAAGAAAAUGAGUUGAUAUUUUUAACUUUUAAAAAUAUCACGAUGAUUUUUUCCAUUUUUUCUUCCCCCACUCUCUGAUGUGGAAUAUUUGCACAUCCAAACCAUAAUUUCCUGUGCGAGCAUGACAAAGCUCCUAAUUUGAGUCUGCUGAGAUACCUGAGCUUGGUCCCGUGCCCAGCACGCACUGUGAGAUCAUCCCAGGCUACGGAAUGUGCCUCCUCACAACUGUGAGCGACGCAAGCAUCAGGGACGUGUGACCAAAUCUAGGAGUUUAGGGAUUUUCAGUGAUCAGAGGCAGAUCUGGGAGCAUUCUGUAAUGACAGUGUGUUCUCAAAUACCUGGCCUACAGUGAGUUAUAUUUUUAGAAAUUACAGUGUUCAUUACACACACGCAGCUGUUCCUUCUCUGCACUCACAGGAAACCCACAGAGAACCCUCCGCAAACACCUCUGUAUCUGCAUUAAAGUGUAAAACCACCUAAAAGGCCAUCUUGCUGUUUACUAAUCGUGCAUACAGUUGAACUUGUGUGUGUGUCUUCUAGAUACAGCCAGGUUCAAUGGCAUUUGCUAAAUACACGCCACUAAUUAACAACCGUCGUCUUGGGGGUUCUCCGGGUCAUUUGAACAUGGAGACCUACCUCUUCAUCUCUCCUAAGAAUUACCUUUUAACAGGUUUUUAACAUCAU
Messenger RNA from Callithrix jacchus (white-tufted-ear marmoset), 6352 nucleotides. Lineage: Eukaryota; Metazoa; Chordata; Mammalia; Primates; Cebidae. The record is from RefSeq and is a predicted model, not a curated record.